Messenger RNA from Spinacia oleracea (spinach), 735 nucleotides. RefSeq lists its product as uncharacterized. NCBI's taxonomy places the organism in Eukaryota, Viridiplantae, Streptophyta, Magnoliopsida, Caryophyllales, Amaranthaceae. The transcript has a single exon. The record is from RefSeq and is a predicted model, not a curated record. The coding region runs from base 1 to 735 and encodes 244 amino acids.
AUGGGGGAUUUUAAUUCUAUCAUGGAAAUGGAGGACAGAAUUGGCUCACCUGUGAGGUUUACUGAUAUCAAACCAAUGAGGAACUGCAUGGCAACCUGCAAGUUUACACAAGUCAAGACAGUUGGAAGACAAUUCACUUGGAAUAACAAGCAGGAAGGGGAGGCUAGGGUCUUCUCUAGAAUAGAUAGAGUGUUAUCCAACACUGCAUGGGAUGACAUGUUUACUAAUGCUGAAGCAAUGUAUCUGCCAGAAGGGACCUAUGAUCAUUGUCCUAUGAUCUUGAAUACUUUCACUACCAGUCAGUCAAAGAAACCUUUCAGGUUUUAUAACAUGUGGACCUCCUCUCCUUACUUUCUCCCAAUGGUGGAAAAGCACUGGCACAGGUUUGUCUAUGGUUGCCACAUGUUUAGGAUAACUCAGAAACUCAAAUGGAUCAAACAGGACCUAAGGGACCUGAAUAAAUCUGGUUAUAGUAAUAUUGAGGCAACCAAAACUCAUCUGCAACACCAGCUUGCUGAUAUUCAAAACAAGCUCCAUACAGACCCUACCAAUGUCACUCUAGCUACAGAAGAAAAAGCAAUUGCUGCUGCAUACAGAACAUCAAAUGAGAACCACCUUUCUUUCCUACACCAAAUUUCUAAAGCUCACUGGCUUCAACAAGGUGAUGAGAAUAGCAGAGCUUUUCACCAGAGUAUCAGACAGAGAAGAAAACACAACAACAUUCACUCUAUUUAG